This is a messenger RNA of Culicoides brevitarsis, 2858 nucleotides long. Its product is annotated as zinc finger protein 423-like. The record is from RefSeq and is a predicted model, not a curated record. Bases 62 to 2698 code for a protein of 878 amino acids. Lineage: Eukaryota; Metazoa; Arthropoda; Insecta; Diptera; Ceratopogonidae. Gene Ontology annotation, cellular component: nucleus. Gene Ontology annotation, molecular function: DNA-binding transcription factor activity, RNA polymerase II-specific; RNA polymerase II transcription regulatory region sequence-specific DNA binding. Gene Ontology annotation, biological process: regulation of transcription by RNA polymerase II. The transcript is spliced from 4 exons.
CAAAAGAAUUUAUGAAGAUUUUUUACAAAAUUCGCUUUUAAAUUCCCCGUAGCGACCCGUGAUGGCACAAAUCAAGUCGCGGAAUUGCUGUGUGCCAAGCUGCGCGAAUACUCACGAGACCUGUUCCAGCUUCUUUCGUUUCCCGCAAAAGGAGAAGGAUCGAAAACGAUGGAUACAAUCAAUAGGAUUAAAGAAUUUUGAGCCUAACAACAACACCUUUGUCUGCAUCAGACACUUUAUGGAACGCGACAUUUUCCAAAAAGCUGAUCGGAAGACGGGUCAAAAGGCGCGACUGAAGGUUUUAUCAACGCCGAGACUCUUUUUGGAACCUAUCAAGGUCGAAAAUAAGACAGAUGAGAGUGAAGAAGAACCCGAAGAAGCUCAAAAAACCUUAAAAAAUACGGAAAAUCAAAUUUUAAAUGGCAAAGAAAGCCCUUCGAAAGUAAUUGAAGCGCCAAAAAGCCCGAAACCAAUGGAAUUGACACUUGAUGCUGUGUUAAAAAGUCUUCGCGAUCAAAAUGCACAACAAUUAAAUGGAAAAAGGAAACGCGCAAAGCUCUCUCUUGUGUUGCCAUUGCUCAAAAGUGUCGAAAUUUACUCCUCCGACAGCGAUUGUGAGUACGAAAUCUCACUGAGUGUCAAAAAAGUCUCGAAAAAAGCUGAAGAAGCAAGUCAAAGUACAAAUCGCUCGAUAGAAGAAAGUAUCGAUAGCACGCCAGAACGACCAAAAGCCCCAAAAGUACCUAAAAUCGACGAAUCUCAGGCUGCGGAAGCGCCGCCAGCUAUUUUCGAGGAUGACGUUGAAGAUGCCGUCACGCCAACGGUGAUUCCGAGACCGAAAUGUGUGCCAACAACCAACAGCAGUCCCAAUAUGCAUCCAAAAAAGAGGAAUUACAAACCGCCUGUUGCAGAAAAAAAAUCGGAGAAGCCCCAACGAGCGACAAAUUUGAUUUUACCACCGAAGAAAAAUUAUUCGAACAUCAUGGUUGCGAGUAUAAACGACGACGGUACAAUUGUAGAGGAAAUGGAAGAGCUUGUAACGACUCCGGAUCGUCAUGCGAUAUCUGAGAUUCAAGUUUCGGCAUCACAAGAUGACUUGAGUCAACUUAUCGAGGUCGAUUUUAGUGGCACGAUGGAAGAAACGCCCGUUGCGAAUAAUCUCCCGCCUGCGGAAUUGCUUCAAAAUACCCCAGAUGCCUCCGCGGAACAAGAUACGGAUGACGAAACGAGUGACGGUCGCGUUAGGAUCUGCUACGAGUGCGUAAAAUGCAAAGAAAUGAUCCUGAGUACGAAAAAAACCAUUCGCCAUUUGAGACAAUCGCACGGAUUGACGAUCGACGGUACCCAAGACCUCAAAUUGCACACCAAAGAAUAUCCCUACAAGAAUUUCCGGAUGGUCAGUGGGGGUAGAGCCUUCACUUGUAGCGUUUGCCUGAUGUUAUACUACAACGUACAAAGUCUCAAGAAGCACCAAAUGAUCAUGCAUGCCUCGAUGCUCGGUUUGGGCGAAGAACAACCGAAGCCCCCGCAGCCAAAUAGCAACAUUAAAGUUUGUCACGUUUGCCAAUCGGGUUUUUUGGAGGAAGAAAAUCUCCGAAGUCACCUUUUGUUGCACGCGAAUGGCAAAACUGAUGAAAUUGUCGUGUACAAAUGCGAAGAAUGCGGUCUUGGAUUCGAAUAUGCCGCCGCACUGAACCAACAUACGCAAGAGCAUCAUCAAACUGUGAAGGUUUUCACGUGCGAAUAUUGCAUGAAUGCGUUCCUUAAUGACGAGGAUCUCGUUGAGCACAUCCAAAAUCAUCUCCUGAACAACGAUCAGAUCGUCGAAGCGGGAGAUGCGACGAAAAUUAGUCAAAUGGUCAUUCAAUGCCCUGAGGAUAAGUGUGAUUUGCAGUUUAAUGACUCGAAUACGUACUAUUCGCAUAUUUUGUAUACGCAUCGGAAGGUGUAUCAAGACGAUCCGCGGUUUAUUGAGUACAUUCAGAUGGUAGAUCCGGAUACGUUGAACGAGAAACGAGUGAAAACUUCGGGUACGCAACCCAAAUUUAAUUGUAGGAUUUGUGAUCGAAAGUUCAGUCACUACUCCUUCCUGAAAGCGCACGAAGCUGGCAAAAACAAAUUCAAGUACGAGUGUUCGGAAUGUGAUGAAAAAACCCCCAGCAAAGUGUGUCUCGUUCGUCAUUACAACGUCAGACACGACAAAAACAUCGAAAGACUCCAUUUUUGUACAGAUUGCCCAAAAUCAUUCCCCAAAAAGGCCGAGUUACUUACACACAUCAACACGCAUCGCAAUGACAGACAAACGACAAUUCAUCACUGCAACUUGGAUGGAUGCGACAGGAUUUUUGCCGAUCAAACAACGUACAAUUAUCAUCUUUCGCGACUGCAUCACAGCGGAAAAAGUUCCUUUGUGUGUCAAUACAACAAAUGCAAUCAAGCAUAUCGGCACGAAACGCUGUUGAAGCAACACGUCAACGAAGCUCAUUUACCCAAAGAUCAUCAAGAAACGCGAAUGAAGAACUUGCAUGCGGAGUCAUUUUCAGGUCAAACGACGUCGUCGUCUUCAACGAAGGAGCAAAAUAUAUUUUUCGGGCAUUCGGAUAAAUAUGUGAAUGGAACGAUGGAUUUUCCCGAUUCGCUGAUGCCGGAGGUACUAAACGACGUUUGCAAUGAAGUUACAAUUUACACGGAUUUUUAAAUGCCCAAUGAAAUUAUUUAUUGAAAAAAAAAGUUUUACAUGAAAAUCGUAGAUUUAGAUUCCUUGAUGGGCGAUUAUUUAAUAAAAUUAAUUUUUAUUUUAAGGAAAUUGAAUAUUAAAUUAUCAAAAAUAAAAGGAAUUUUGCCUAUUUAUAUGGCAA